GGCGUCGUGCAGUGCGGUGCGUCGAGGAUAUUUUCCCCGCAGAAAUCCUAAAUUCCCCCGUCCCCUCUCGGCGUCGACUCCUCGUGAGUGACUUCGCCCGCCGCCGCCUGCGCCACCGCCGAUCCCCAUCCGUCCCGCCACCGCGAGCGGGCGAGCAGCGGCGCCGUCGUCCGUCCGCCCUGCUGCUUCCGCCGCAUCGCAUCCCGGUACUGUUUUACCAAGGAAAUAUGGACAGAUUUGUAUAACAUUGCCUAAGCUUUGAAUCUACUUUGAAACCAUGGCCCGAAAAGGAAGUCAAAGUAAAAGUGUUCUGAAUCAUGCUUCACCUAACCGACAAAAUGCAGCUAAUUGUGAGGUACUAAAUACACCAGAAAGUGAUGUGAUGGAUGGUGAAAAUCGAAGUUCACAUGUUCAAGGUGGUUCAAAUGUUUCUGGAGUAAACUAUGGCCAGAAAACAAAAGGUAUCAAGAAGAAUAACAGAAGCAAUGGCAUUUCAUCCUCUGGCAAAUCAGAUGACAGAGCCUCAAAAAAGCAGUCAGUGGACACCAAUUAUGAUAUAGGUAAUUCAGGAGAAAAUGACAAUGAGUUAUCAUCCAGCACUUCCAAAGCAAGAAGAGAUAGCAAGAGAUCAUCACGGCGUGGAUGUGGUAAAAACUCAUCGAUAGAACAAACCCCAAUGCCAGUUUUUGCAGAAAAAGUUUUGGAGAAGACCAGGUGCAUAGCUUGCAUGGCUGCAUCCAUUUUUAGGGCUUCCGUGAUGUAUAUAAUAGAAGAAAGCAAAUUGCUACUUGAGAGAAAUAGGCCAGCAAUCACAACUUUCAUGGCUAUUGUGCACAAGGGGCAUGACUAUGUCCGCAGCAAAAUUAAGUAUACUUAUCCUAUUUGUCGGGCAUGGAUGUUUAGUGCUGGAAAGUUGAUAUUGCUCUUGUUGGCAGUUUGGUUCAACUGCAACAUAAGGGGCUUCGAUUCUUUGCUACGCCUAGGGACAAACUCACUCCUUACAGUACUUUGGUGCAGUACACUAUCAGUUUUUGCAAUGAUUGGACUAAAGAAAAUGCUAAUAUUAAUGGUAAUUGCUGCUGCUGUAGUUGCCUUUGUUGGUCUUGGUUUUGCUGUUCUGGUUAUCGCAGUGGCUGCAGUGGUGAUUUUGUGGCUGUAUGGAAGCUUUUGGACAACAAGCGGCAUCAUAAUUCUCGGAGGUGCUUCCUUUUUCCUGAAGCAUGAACGUUUUGCAUUGCUUGUCACCUGCCUAUAUUCAAUGUAUUGUGCAAAAAACUAUGUUGGAUGGCUUGGGUUACUUUUGAGCCUGAACUUAUCUUUCAUUUCAAGUGAUGUUCUUGUGCAACUCCUAAAGAACAAUGUAGACAAUAACAAAUCUGCUGGCUCUUCAAGGAACUCUGAGCAAAAUUCAGGCAAAUCAGGCUUCUUUGGAGAAUUUCGACAAUCAUCAGCAGAUAAUACCUCACAGUCCGAGUAUGCUCAACCAUCAGAUCGGGGCCCUGGCGAUCCUUCAACUAGUGGAGCUGAGAAAGAGUUGACCUCUGAAGAUGAAGUGUCUCGUUUACUGAACUGCACUGAUCACUAUUCAGCAUUAGGCUUCCAUCGUUAUGAAAAUAUAGAUGUAUCAUUACUCAAGAGAGAAUACAAGAAAAAGGCUAUGUUAGUCCACCCUGAUAAGAACAUGGGCAAUGAUAAAGCUGCUGAUGCAUUUAAAAAACUUCAAAAUGCAUACGAGGUUCUUCUUGAUUCUUUGAAACGGAAGACAUAUGAUGAUGAGCUAAGGAGGGAGGAGCUUUUGAACUACUUCAGACGGUUUCAGAGUGCUUCUCAAAAGAAAGGAGGAAGUGGUAUUUUUCGACAAGGGUUUAGCCCUUCUGAAGGUGUUGAUGAAGGACCUUAUGGUUUAUCAAGAAGAAUAGCCUGCAAGAAAUGUGGUGACUUCCACCUGUGGAUUUAUACAGGAAGAGCUAAAUCGCAAGCUAGAUGGUGUCAGGACUGCAAUGAUUUUCACCAAGCUAAAGAUGGGGAUGGAUGGGUUGAGCAGUCUUUUCAACCAGUUCUAUUUGGGUUGCUGCACAAGCCUGAAUUGCCUCAUGCAUAUGUUUGUGCUGAAAGCAUCAUUUUCGAUGUCACCGAGUGGUUCACCUGUCAGGGAAUGAGAUGCCCCGCGAACACUCACAAGCCGAGCUUCCAUGUCAAUGCCAGCUUGUUAAAGCAGAAUAGUGGCAAGGGGAGCACCUCGGCGCAGAGGGGUGGAGGGAUCCCUAAUGGUGUAAACAUGGAUGGCGGAAUCGAUGAAGAGGAGUUCUUCGAGUGGUUGCAGAAUGCACUGCAGUCUGGCAUGUUUGAAUCGUUUGGCGCGCAAAACGAGCCCCCUUCCCCUGGAAGUGGAAGCAAUGCCAAGGGUAGUAAUAGCAGUAGUAAGAAAAAGAAGAAGGGCAAGAAGCAAUGGUAACUGAAGAAGGUCCGAUAAUGGCGAUUCUUCUUUGUGAGCAGAAAGAAGUAAAACAUAUGGUGUUUGUUCGGUAUAGUUAUGCAGGAAAACACCCCAAUAAUAGGGGUCCUAGAUGCUCAACCAUCCUGACUCGCUUUAAGGCGAUGCCAUUCAAAAUCAUGAUUCAUCUUGCUGUGAUUUUUCAUAUGGAGAAUUAGAAAUCAGAAGAGAAGAAAGGGCCAUGUAUGUGGCAAAGAUUGUUGGAAUGUAAAGCGCAAAAUAUGUUGAGCCUACAUGAUUGAAUUGUUUGGACAGGUAGCGCAAGCUACAAUUUCCAUACACUUGUCAUCAGAUAUAUUACAUUGUUGCUGAUGUCUCGUUGAUACAUAGAAAUCUUUCUGCCCUUGCUUUA
Oryza sativa Japonica Group (Japanese rice) is the source of this 2846-nucleotide messenger RNA. RefSeq lists its product as uncharacterized. The record is from RefSeq and is a predicted model, not a curated record. NCBI's taxonomy places the organism in Eukaryota, Viridiplantae, Streptophyta, Magnoliopsida, Poales, Poaceae.